Gracilinanus agilis (Agile Gracile Mouse Opossum) is the source of this 1024-nucleotide messenger RNA. RefSeq names its product probable E3 ubiquitin-protein ligase TRIML1. The record is from RefSeq and is a predicted model, not a curated record. Gene Ontology annotation, molecular function: zinc ion binding. The annotation marks the transcript as partial. The transcript has a single exon. Lineage: Eukaryota; Metazoa; Chordata; Mammalia; Didelphimorphia; Didelphidae.
AUGGAUCCAAGAGAUUUACUGGAAAACCUCAAGGCAGAUCUGACUUGCUCUAUCUGCCUGGGCUACUUCACAGACCCAGUGACUGUCAGUUGUGGCCAUAGCUUUUGUACAGUCUGCCUUCUGAGGUGCAGGGGAGAAGCAGAGUCAACAUUCCACUGCCCAGAAUGCAGAGGAAUCAUCGAAGAAGAUGAUGUGUUGCCUAAUAGGAAUUUGCAGACUAUGUCUGUCACUGGCAAAAGGUUGAGACCUCAUCUGCUUCAGAGCAUGAUGGACCUGCCUAUGUGUGAUCAACAUGGGGAAAAAGAGAAGCUCUUCUGUGAAGAAGACCAGAGACUUCUCUGUAAUUCCUGUUUAGUAGCGCCAGGGCACAAGGAUCACACAAUCCUUACCCUGGAAAUGGCUGCUGAGAAGUGCAGGGACAAGAUCAAGCACACGCUGAAUACCUUACAACGAAAAAAAGAAGAAUUUAAUGUUGCAUUGGACAGAGUGGGAAAUAGAGGGGAACUAUGUAAAAAGGGUAUACACUCUUUGAAACAAUCCAUUAUUUCAGAAUACAGGAAAGUACAUGAAUUCUUACAUGAGGAAGAACAGCUCUAUCUACAAAGACUAGACCAAGAAUACACAGAUAACUUGGCAAAACUGGAGCUCAACAAGGCCAAACUGUCACAACAAAUUCAAAAUCUAGAAAGAAUGAAAUUAGAAGUAGAGGAGAAUUUGGAGAAGGGGCCCUUGGAAAUGCUCCAAGAUGUGAAAGACACUUUGGAAAGGAAUGAGGAGCUGCUACUUCAAGAACCAGAGGUUCCUUCCUUUUCCUGGGCCACCAGCCCCAUCACUGGCUUGAGAGAGAUGCUCAUGAGAUUCCAGAGGGAUAUCAGUCUUGAUCCUGAAUCAGCCAAUCCACAUCUCAUCCUGUCUGAAGAUCUGAAGAGUGUCAAGUAUGGAGAUGUCCCACAGGACCUUCCUGACCACCAGGAAAGGUUUGAUCAUGCUCCUGCUGUACUGGGGGCCCAGACCUUCACUUCAG